This is a messenger RNA of Dacryopinax primogenitus, 950 nucleotides long. Its product is annotated as NADP-binding protein. The transcript has 4 exons. Lineage: Eukaryota; Fungi; Basidiomycota; Dacrymycetes; Dacrymycetales; Dacrymycetaceae. The coding region runs from base 1 to 843 and encodes 280 amino acids. The record is from RefSeq and is a predicted model, not a curated record.
AUGUCCGAGUUCGAACACUUUGUUGUCCUGGGUUCAGGCCGUCUAGGCGUGUUCAUCAUCCAGGAGCUGGUGGCGCUCAAGAAACAAGGGAAGAUCAAGUCGGUUGUGGUGUUUACCCGCUCUAACGACUCGCAUGAGAGAAUCCUGCAGCUCGGUGCCAAGCCUGUUAAUGUGAACUACUCGAACGCGGACCAGCUCGUCCACGCGCUCAAAGGCGUCGACUGUGUCGUCUCCACACUCGCGUCCAACGCCGUCGAAUUCGAGAAGGAGGUUGCACGCGCAUGCAAGGUGCUCGAGGUCAAGCUGUUCGUGCACUCGGAAUGGGGCUUGCCGAAUGUGGACCAUCCGGGGAGCAGGAAGGGAGAGGUGAAGAAGUAUCUCAAGGAGAUCAAGCAGCCUUGGGCGUAUUUCUACACAGGGGUGUUCAUCGAUUUGGUAUUUACACCGUUUGCGGGUUUCAAUUGGAAUGAGGGGAAAGUCAGCAUAGGCGGCUCGGGGAACGGACAAGUAUCGUGUACUGCUCGAACAGACAUCGCACGCUACGUCGCAUAUGUACUGAUCAACCUCCCCGUUGAGGAACUAGAAAACAAAGCCUUUAGGAUAGAGGGCGAGCGAACUACAUUCAACGCCCUGUUCUCCGCCUGGGAAUCGCGUACUGGGAGAAAGCUCCAGAUCACCCGCACACCACGAGAAGAGCUCGAAAAGCGCGCGUCGCACGAUUUCCACUCUCGCUUGUACCUCGCUAUCGAGGACGGUGACGGCGUGGUCGGCAGGCCGGAGGAGACGAAUUUGUAUUGGCCGGAAUGGACGCCGAAGACGGUUUUGCAGGUGGUGCUGGAUUGAGGUCAGAGCUCGCUGGGGAUGACAGAGUAAUAGGAGGGGAAAGGGGGGGGGGAGAGAGGAUACCUGCCGAGUCGAGAUGUAGAUAUGCAUGAUGUAUAGAACUGAAC